This is a messenger RNA of Phyllostomus discolor (pale spear-nosed bat), 2339 nucleotides long. It is a transcript of the gene SEPTIN9, whose product is annotated as septin 9. Gene Ontology annotation, cellular component: cell division site; microtubule cytoskeleton; septin complex. The record is from RefSeq and is a predicted model, not a curated record. The transcript is spliced from 11 exons. Gene Ontology annotation, biological process: cytoskeleton-dependent cytokinesis. Gene Ontology annotation, molecular function: molecular adaptor activity; GTPase activity; GTP binding. Lineage: Eukaryota; Metazoa; Chordata; Mammalia; Chiroptera; Phyllostomidae. The coding region runs from base 207 to 1958 and encodes 583 amino acids.
GCGGGGCGGGGGCGCCAGGAGCGGGAGGCCGGCGCCCGCCCGCCUCCCCCAUUCAUUCAGCAGAGCCCGGGGGCCGAGGGGCUCCGCGGCCAGCUCUGCUCCGCAGGACUUCGGGCGCGCCGCCCCCGCCAGCGCGCAGGGCCGGGGCCGGCCGGGGCACUUCCUCGCCGCUGCCACCCAGCGCGUCGCACUGCCCGCGAACCACCAUGUCGGACCCCGCGGUCAACGCGCAGCUGGACGGGAUCAUUUCGGACUUCGAAGCCUUGAAGAGGUCCUUUGAGGUCGAGGAGGUCGAGACACCCAACUCCACGCCACCCCGGAGGGUCCAGACCCCCCUCCUCCGGGCCACGGUGGCCAGCUCCACCCAGAAAUUCCAGGACCUGGGCGUGAAGAACUCGGAGCCGGCCGCCGCCCGCUAUGUAGACUCCCUCAGCCAGCGGUCCCCCAAGGCGCCCCUGCGGAGGGUGGAGCUGUCGGGCCCCAAGACCGAGCCCGUGUCCCGGCGCACCGAGCUCUCCAUCGACAUCUCGUCCAAGCAGGUGGAGACCGCCGGCGCCACCGCCGCCGCCGCCCCGGGGCCGUCCCGGUUCGGGCUCAAGCGGGCCGAGGGGCUGGGCCACAAGACGCCGGAGCCCGCCCCCCGGAGGACGGAGAUCACCCUAGUCAAGCCCCCGGAGCCGGCCCACCGGAGGAUGGAGACCCCCGCCUCGAAGCUCCCCGAGGUGCCCGCCGCCCCCGCCGCCGACGCCGCCCCCAAGAGGGUGGAGAUCCAGGUGCCCAAGCCAGCCGAGGCGGCCGCCUCCCCCGCCCCAGCCCAGAUCCUGGAGAAUUCAGAGCCCACCCCGGUGUCUCAGCUGCAGAGCCGGCUGGAGCCCAAGCCCCAGCCCCCCUCGGCCGAGGCCCCGCCCAGGAGGCAGGAGGCCACCGAGGCGGCUCCCGGCUGCGCUGGCGACAUGGCCGACACCCCCCGAGACGCCGGGCUCAAGCAGGCCCCCACCCCGCGGAACGAGAAGGCCCCCGCGGACUUCGGCUACGUGGGGAUCGACUCCAUCCUGGAGCAGAUGCGCCGGAAGGCCAUGAAGCAGGGCUUCGAGUUCAACAUCAUGGUGGUCGGGCAGAGCGGCCUGGGGAAGUCCACCUUGAUCAACACCCUCUUCAAAUCCAAGAUCAGCCGGAAGUCGGUGCAGCAACCGGCCGCGGAGGAGCGCAUCCCUAAGACCAUCGAGAUCAAGUCCAUCACGCACGAUAUCGAGGAGAAGGGUGUCCGCAUGAAGCUGACGGUCAUCGACACACCGGGCUUUGGGGACCACAUCAACAACGAGAACUGCUGGCAGCCCAUCAUGAAGUUCAUCAACGACCAGUACGAGAAGUACCUGCAGGAGGAGGUCAACAUCAACAGGAAGAAGCGGAUCCCCGACACGCGUGUGCAUUGCUGCCUGUACUUCAUCCCGGCCACCGGACACUCCCUCAGGCCCCUGGACAUCGAGUUCAUGAAGCGCCUCAGCAAAGUGGUCAACAUCGUUCCGGUCAUCGCCAAGGCCGACACGCUGACCCUGGAGGAGAGGGUCUACUUCAAACAGCGGAUCACCGCCGACCUGCUGUCCAAUGGCAUUGACGUGUACCCCCAGAAGGAGUUCGAUGAGGACGCGGAGGACCGGCUGGUGAACGAGAAGUUCCGGGAGAUGAUCCCGUUCGCCGUGGUAGGCAGCGACCACGAGUACCAGGUGAACGGGAAGCGGAUCCUCGGCCGGAAGACCAAGUGGGGCACCAUCGAAGUUGAGAACACCACACACUGUGAGUUUGCUUACCUGCGGGACCUCCUCAUCAGGACGCACAUGCAGAACAUCAAAGACAUCACCAGCAGCAUCCACUUCGAGGCGUACCGCGUGAAGCGCCUGCACGAGAGCAACAUGUCCAACGGCGUGGACGACAAGGAGCCGGAAGCGCAGGAGAUGUAGACCCGCCCCGCCCCCAGGGCCCCGCCCCCCCAGCCUCUCCCGCCCCCCAGCCCGCCCACUGGCCCCACUUUCUCUCCUCUCAUUUUCUCCGUUCGUCAUCGUCCUCCGCCCCGCACCACGCCGCCAUGGACAAGAUAACGAGUCCCCCGAGUGUGACCGUUCCUGGCAGUGCCUAGGUCCGGGAGAGGCCGGACCACAGCCAGGAGAGGCGGGCAGGGGCCGGCCGAGUCCAUGCCCGCCCCGGCCCCAGGCCCGGCUCCGGGGUCUGGCGGAGCAGCCCCCUGCUCUUGGUACCCGCCGCACCCCCAGGCUGCCUCAGCCCCUGGAGCCUGCGGGGUUGUGCCCGGGGGGCAUGGAGCCAGCAAGGGGGGGGGGGGGGGG